Molecule: messenger RNA, 936 nt
Organism: Fusarium pseudograminearum CS3096
Lineage: Eukaryota; Fungi; Ascomycota; Sordariomycetes; Hypocreales; Nectriaceae
Exons: 1
Coding region: 1-936 (311 amino acids)
Source: RefSeq, a predicted model, not a curated record
AUGAAGAACGCCGCCGGUAUCCUCGCUUUCCUCCCCCUCGUCGCCGCCCACGGCUUCAUCAAGUCUCCCACCCCCCGCAUGCCCGGCGACGCCUACAAGGCCGCCUGCGGAGACCAGCCCUUCUACCAGCAGUCCUCCGACAUCAAUGGCAACGUCCAGGGCAUCAAGCAAGUCGUUGGCCAGGACUUCAAGGCCGCUGACUGCAACCUCUGGCUGUGCAAGGGUUUCCAGUUCGACGACAACAAGGACAAUGUCCAGAAGUACAGCCUCGGCGAGAAGAUCCCCUUUGAGAUCAACAUUGCUGCUCCCCACACUGGUUACGCCAAUGUUUCCGUUGUCAAGACUUCUUCUGAUACCAUGAUCGGCGAGCCUUUGAUCGAGUUUGAGAACUAUGCUGCCAACGCUGGUACUGCUUCCAACAACACUGCUUUCAGUGUUACUCUUCCCACCAGCCUUGGCGGUGACUGCACCAAGGCUGGUGAGUGUGUUCUCCAGUGGUUCUGGGACGCUCCCGAUAUCAACCAGACCUACGAGUCUUGCGUUGACUUUGUCGUCGGUGCUGGCUCCGGCUCUGCCCCUGCUCCUUCUUCCGGCUCCGGUGCCGAGAAGCCUGCUACCUCUACCCCUGCCGCUGAGCAGCCCGCUGCUACUUCCGCCGCCGCCGAGGCUGACGAUGAGGACUGUGACGAUGAGGAGGAGCCUGUUGCUUCCACCACCGCCGUCGCUGAGAAGCCCGCUGCCACCACUCUCCAGGCCGUCGCUAUCAGCUCCGCCGCCGACUCUGGUUCUGCCCAGCCCACCGCCGCCCCUGGAUCUGACGACGAUGAGGACUGUGAUGAUGAGGAGCCCAUCGCUGAUGAGGAUGAGGACUGUGAUGAGGAGGAUGACCAGAAUGCUGGUGAUGACGACGAGGAGUGCCCUGCCGAUGACUACUAA